This is a messenger RNA of Delphinapterus leucas (beluga whale), 2176 nucleotides long. It is a transcript of the gene ATP6V1G3, whose product is annotated as ATPase H+ transporting V1 subunit G3. Gene Ontology annotation, molecular function: ATP hydrolysis activity; proton-transporting ATPase activity, rotational mechanism. Gene Ontology annotation, cellular component: vacuolar proton-transporting V-type ATPase, V1 domain; synaptic vesicle membrane; vacuolar proton-transporting V-type ATPase complex. Lineage: Eukaryota; Metazoa; Chordata; Mammalia; Artiodactyla; Monodontidae. The record is from RefSeq and is a predicted model, not a curated record. Gene Ontology annotation, biological process: synaptic vesicle lumen acidification.
GGAUGGUUUCGACUGUGCCCUUUGGUGUCACAUGCUCUCAUUCUGUGCUGACCUGCAUUAUUCAUUCUGGAAAACGCAGGAUACAUGAAUUCAAGAAGCACUUGUGACCUUAAAGGAAGCCAAGGUGUGUACAGGGAGUGCGUACAGGGAGUCCUGGUAGCUGAGGAGGUGUCUGCAUGAACAGGAAUGAUCUGCGCUGACUCAGACUGUGUCCAAAUUCUUCUAGUCACUUUUAGCUGUACAACCUUUAGAAAAUCAAGUAUUUUAACACUCGUUUCCUCAACUAAAAAUGGGGUUCUAAUCAUCUAAUGCAGUCAUUCUGAAGUUUUAAGGGGCUUAUGAUGGGUCACACAGCUCCCAGCACAGAGACUGGCAACGAUGCACAGACAUUUACUUGCCUUCCAUCGGGGACUGAUUGUCUUUUCAUCCGUUGGACGUCAGCCGUAAUAUUAGCACAUCUUUAACUUAAGUUCAAAAGAACAUGCCCCAGGACCAAACGUUUUGGAGAGAGAAAGAUUGUCCUGCCUAAGAAUUCAAAUGAGAAUGGCCAGCAUUCCAGCAGAACCACAACUUCUUGGGAACAAUCUAAGGCCUACUCAAGGGCAGAUUCAAACAACCAAUUGGUUCUAAGGGGAAGAGGAGGUGGGAGACAGAGAAAUGAAGAAGAGAAAAGAGAAAGCAGAAUUAGUUGAAUUCCUUAGAGGAGAGAGAAAAACAAUCACUCUGUUACUGUUCACCUCCCGGACCCCUGUAACCCUGUUUUACACAUCCAAUGAAACCAUUAACCUGUGGAGACACAGGUCUCUCCGGCAAAAUAAAUCAUUUCUACGACUUCAUUUAGACUUCAAUAGUCUUCCAAAGUGAUCAACUUUUCUAAUUGACCUAAAAAAUCAGAAUCUGCCUUUGAUCAUAUUGUUUUUAGUGUAACCUCUCUCUCUUCUCCAUCAGGGCCCAUUUCUCUCUCCAACUCUUCUUUUCCCUAAAUUAAGAAAGGAAAGCCUCUGCCAGAGGAGAUACUCCCGGAAAUAGCCCUCCAGAUAGACUCUUCUGAAUAAGAAAUCAAGGAGGGAUAUCAAAAUUAACUAAGAGCAUAAUCAUCUUGUCUUUGGAUCUGCUACAUUUUCUAACUUGCUGGUUUAGAGGAUGUCCCAGUUUCUUUUAGGACUUGGCUUUUGAAUUGGAGCACGCUGAAUUUUCCAGAUUGAGUGAUGAGGGGUAUCAUGUGUUUAUCUCCUUGUUCCUACUGAGAUCACAGGAAACACACGGAAGAGGAAAAAGAAAUUGGGGUCCAUUCUGGCAACAGACCCAGCAAGCGGUUGCGAAGGAACUAGGGCUGUGAAAGCGAAACCUUCAUUGCAUGUGCCACAGUCAAGAAAGAAGUCUGCUUUCCUUUCAGUACAUAUUUAACUUUCCUUAAUAAAUCUAAAUUCUAGAAAGCCACAGUAGAUUCCAGGAAGGGCUAAGGUAAAUCUUUCUGAGUGUUUCUUUGCCAGAUCUAAUGCUAGUAAUCUCAGACUGAGUAGUCUGGAAGGUCUUUGGAGUCAGAUGGGAUUUUCAACACUGGAAGCUUUGGGCCAACAGGGAGAGUCAGUCUCGAGACCAGCCUGUUCUCAUGAGUCCUUCAGAUUGCAGAUUACCGGUGGACAGGGUUACCUGCGUUCCCAACAUUCUGCUUUAGAUGGGGUUUACUGGUCCGUAACAGCAACCCUGGCAUUGGCCUCCUGGCAAUGGGAGACAGAGCAUCAUGGACAGAGUCACAGAAGCCGCCUGGCUGGAGCCGCCGCCAUGACCAGCCAGUCUCAAGGGAUCCACCAGCUCCUCCAGGCAGAGAAAAGGGCCAAGGACAAGCUCGAGGAGGCUAAGAAGAGAAAAGCCAAGCGUUUGCGUCAAGCCAAGGAGGAAGCAAUGGCAGAAACUGACCAGUACAGAAUGCAGAGAGAUCAGGAAUUUCGACAGAAACACGCUAAGAUAAUGGGCUCUCAGAGUAAUAUCUCGGAAGAAAUAGAAGCGCAAACGCUAGAGAAGAUAAAAGAACUGAAUGGAAGCUACAACAAGUCCAUGGAAAGUGUGAUCAACCAGCUUUUGAGCAUCGUCUGUGACGUGAAACCAGAAAUCCACGCAAACUACAGAAUUGCCAACUAAAUGUGCACCCCAUUGUUCAAUAAACGGUGUCUGC